Bipolaris maydis ATCC 48331 is the source of this 408-nucleotide messenger RNA. RefSeq lists its product as uncharacterized. The record is from RefSeq and is a predicted model, not a curated record. NCBI's taxonomy places the organism in Eukaryota, Fungi, Ascomycota, Dothideomycetes, Pleosporales, Pleosporaceae. Gene Ontology annotation, cellular component: cytoplasm; membrane. Gene Ontology annotation, molecular function: Delta24(24-1) sterol reductase activity. Gene Ontology annotation, biological process: steroid metabolic process.
AUGAUUCAUGACAUUGCGUUUCCAGCUGAUGAUGCUGCGCCGUUUCUUGAGUAUGCCGACGAGGCGUUUGACUUGUAUCCUAUUUGGCUGUGUCCGCUGCUCCGAGAUGGCAGGAUCUCAAUGGGGUAUGCGAAACCAUUCAGUGGGCUGGUUGGCGACAAGCAAGUAGAGGGGUAUGGAGACUGGGAUCUCAGUGUUGGGCUGUGGGGCCAGUAUCCAUCAUCUAAUCAAGCAGAAUUCGUCCGUGCGAACCGUAAGAUCGAAGCGAAGAUGCGGGAGCCGGGCGGUUUGAAACGACUCUACUCGCGCGUGUUUUACAGUGAAGAUGAGUGGCGGCAGGUCUACGACAAGCACGAGUACGACGAACUCCUUCGGAAAUACUCCGCCAAGUCUCUACCUUUAAUAUAG